Messenger RNA from Saccharomyces paradoxus, 912 nucleotides. It is a transcript of the gene PUG1, whose product is annotated as Pug1p. Bases 1 to 912 code for a protein of 303 amino acids. Lineage: Eukaryota; Fungi; Ascomycota; Saccharomycetes; Saccharomycetales; Saccharomycetaceae. Gene Ontology annotation, cellular component: membrane. The record is from RefSeq and is a predicted model, not a curated record. The transcript has a single exon.
AUGUCUACAACUGAUUCUGGAUUCGUUCUUUACCAUUACACGCCUAGCAAAGCUGCUGCAAUUGUAUUUGUCGUGCUCUUUAUUCUUACGACAGUUAUUUAUGCUGUGCAAACCUUAUAUGCUGCGAGAAAGUCUUCCAAGAUAUUGAAAAAUAAUCCAUUUGAGUCAUCAGAUGAUAAGGUUGAUAUUUUUAAAGAUGAUGAAUACAAGCAACUAAAAAUCUCAUCCACUGUUUAUGCGUUCUUACCUUUCUUCGCUGGCUGCAUCAUGGAGGUCGUUGGUUAUAUCGGGAGGGCUCUAUCCAGUUCCAAUCCUGAAAAGACAACACCAUAUAUUAUUCAGUCCGUCCUUUUAUUAGUUGCUCCGGCACUAAUAGCUGCUACGAUUUAUAUGAUUUUUGGAAGGCUAUUACAUGUUAUGAGGUGCCAAUCCUUAAUGAUAGUUUCCGCACGCUUUGGUACAUCAUUUUUUGUUGUGGGAGAUGUUUUUAGUUUCUUUUUACAAGCCGCAGGUGGCGGGCUAAUGUCUAAGGCAGGAUCAACAAAGACUGGUUCAGGGCUCAUAACUGCCGGCCUUUUUGUACAAGUGGUCUUUUUUGGAUUUUUCAUUAUUAAUGAGAUAAGGUUCACAGUAAGUGUUAAAAAAAGAUGCUUAUUUUAUGAAGAUAUUUCCAGAAGAUGGAUCUUUGUGAAUGCUACCCUAUUAUUAAGCAGUGUGUUGAUCCUAUUACGUUCAAUUGUCAGAAUAGUUGAGUUCAUUCAGGGAUUCAAUGGUUAUAUAAUCGCUCAUGAGUAUUUCAUAUAUGUCUUCGAUGCAGUACCAAUGUUAUUGGUAAUCAUAGCAUUUAGUGUGGGUUCCUUCUUUGGUAACGUAUUCGAUGUCAUAAACGAGUGUCAAACGUUAAAUAAUUAG